This is a messenger RNA of Penicillium salamii, 474 nucleotides long. The record is from the annotation of a GenBank genome assembly. Lineage: Eukaryota; Fungi; Ascomycota; Eurotiomycetes; Eurotiales; Aspergillaceae.
AUGGCAGAUAUCGCCAUGGACAUCGACACAAAUCUUUUAGGAGAAUCUGCGAAGCGCAAAGCCCCCGAAACAAAGUCGAAGAAUAUCCAUUUCACCUCCCGCAACCCGCCCUGGACCUACCUCAAGCUUAAGCUUAUUCCCCAACCUGGCAAUACUCCCCAACCCCUGGAUGCCCUCUCCGCACGAACAUACCUCUCCUCCGCAUUGUCUCAAUUCCUAGGUUUAACAGGAACCUCAAUCCCGAUCGACAUCUUGAAAAUCGAGAACGCACGCCAACCAACCGAGAAAUACGACACUGUCUGGUUACGCGUUCCACGCGAAGAUGCAAGCGCUGUUGUGAGCGCGGUCAGCUCCUGGAUCGGGGGCGGAAACAAAUCCGUGGGCUCCGCUGAUGUCGCGUGGAGAAUCUGUGCAAAAGGAAACUUUUUGGGUGCAUUGGUUGCGGGGUCUGGUGAGGAUUUGUUCGUCCCCUAG